AUGUCAGCGAAAAAUCCUACAUCCAAAAACCUUAGUGGAAUAGAUACCAGUGCAAUGACAUGGGCGAUGGCAGAGCUAGCUAGGAAACCGAAACCGAUGAAGAAAGCCCAAGAAGAAGUUAGAAGAUGUGUUGGAAACAAAGGAAAUAUCAGUGAACAAUAUACAAAUGAGCUUCAAUACGUCAAGAUGAUAGUCAAAGAUACCAGAUUGCAUCCUCCAGCUCCAAUUAUUAUUCCAAGAGAAAACAUGGCUCAUUUCAAAAUCCAAGAUUAUGAUAUUGACCCCAAAACACUUGUCUUUGUCAAUGGCUAG
Prunus armeniaca (apricot) is the source of this 312-nucleotide messenger RNA. Lineage: Eukaryota; Viridiplantae; Streptophyta; Magnoliopsida; Rosales; Rosaceae. The record is from the annotation of a GenBank genome assembly.